Salvia splendens (bonfire salvia) is the source of this 619-nucleotide messenger RNA. RefSeq lists its product as uncharacterized. The transcript has a single exon. The record is from RefSeq and is a predicted model, not a curated record. Gene Ontology annotation, cellular component: chloroplast. Lineage: Eukaryota; Viridiplantae; Streptophyta; Magnoliopsida; Lamiales; Lamiaceae. The coding region runs from base 55 to 477 and encodes 140 amino acids.
CAAAUCUUCAAUCUAGGUCAAUUUCACAUCUUCAAUUUUCGCAAAGCAACAGCCAUGGAAGCUGCAGUUUCUCACCCUAGAGCAACUUAUCAUCACUUUUCCACCUUCUCGCCCAAAAUUGGGGCAUUUCGCCCUAACGCCUUGCCACUCACGGUUCGAAUCAAUCAGAGGAGUAAUUUGAAAGUGAUGAAAUGCGCGAAGGCGGAUUCAGUUCCUGCGGCGGAGCAGAGACUGGUGCUGGGGAAUGAAGAGGUGUCGGAUAUGGAGGAGGAGUUGAGGAAACUGAACGGGAAGUGCGGAGGGAUAGGAGGGAUAGUGGAAUUGAUGGAGUGUCUAGAGAGAGAGGCGAUAAUGGGAGACGAUGAGGGGAGAGAGCCGACUGAUUACAACCGGAGAGCCCUCAUUUUCGACCGGAGUUCUAGAGUGUUCCAGGCUCUCAAGCAACAGUCACAAACACUGGACACAACCUCUGCUUGAGCUCUUUGUUUCUUCUUCUUUUAUGUUGAAGGGAAUGCUCUUCUCUGUUUCUAUCUCAUCUUUCAAGUUCAGUUUUUAGAUAAUAUAAUCAUGAAAAAUCAUGUAAAAGAAGUUGAUUUCAAUGUUAUAAACUAGUUAUUCA